GCUGGACCUUCCCCUUCCUGACAACCAUCGGCCACUUAUCAUUGUCGGCUCUCCAUCCAUCCUUGCUUGGGCUGUUUUGCUUCUCUUCCCGCUUGUCGACUCGUCAAGCCCGGCUCUUGUUCCGCUCCAUACAAGGAACGGAACUUUGUUGCUAAACCUCAGGUCAAAGCACAUCUCCCUCCUCCUCCCACUAAGCCUGUCGUGUGACGAGAAUGGGAUCCGACGCAACUCGUCACACCUCACCAACACAAAGAACCCGCGCCGGCUCGACCAACGCUUCCGCCGAGUUGGCCCUGUCCUCCACUGAACGCUGAGCGCAUUCGCUGCGCUAUAUAUCAAGGCCAUUCAUUGCCUGCGCAAUUGGCCUUCUGGACGUCCGCCGCGCCACCGCGUCUCCAGCCGACUGAGCGCAUCGAUUAUUCGCGAGCAUGGUGCGCAGACGCCCCCUCGAGGGCUCUCAGCCCCGGCCUGCUGUGUCUACCAAUGUGUACGGCCCGGAAGAUGAUGCCACCGAGUCGACAACGUCGCUGAGCACUGGUGCCCAAGACGUCGGUGACGGCGCCAACGAUGGCGGUCGGAAGAGCAAUUGGAGUGGCUUCGAUGACUUCGAGGGCCUUCCUUGGUGGCGCACGCCUUCGGUGUUUUGGCUUUUGUUUCCCUUUGCCGUUUUCACCUUGGCCUUUGGCGGUGUCAUUGUUCCCAAGCUGAACCUGAUUCUUGACCUCGUCUGUAAGCAAUACUUUGCCGACAGGACCCUCAUCGACCCAAAGCACCCCAUCAUCCUCGGGAGCGAUAAUCCGCAGUGCCGGAUCCCUGCGGUCCAGAAACAUGCGGCAACCUUUAUCCUUGUCCUCAACUUCGUAACCGGCGGCUUGAGCGCCAUCAUCGCCCCCAAGCUCGGCCACCUGUCCGACAGGUACGGGAGGCGGCGACUGCUCGCUGUCGCGUCCGUCGGCGGACUCCUCAACGAGUUCAUCACCAUCCUCGCUGCCCGGUUCCCCGAGACCGUCAACUAUCGCUGGCUGGUCCUUGGCGCCGUGUUUGACGGCUUGACGGGGUCCUUUACUGCCGGCAGCAUCCUGUCCCAGUCGUACACGAGCGACUGCACGCCUCCGUCGAAGCGCGCCGUUUCCAUGGGCUACAUCCAGGCAUGUCUCUUCACGGGCCUUGCCUUUGGGCCGCUCAUUGCCGGCUACUUUGUCAAAUGGAGCGGCAACCUCCUCGCCAUCUUCUACGUCGUCCUUGGCUGCCACACCUUCUUUAUGCUGUUUGCCGGCUUCGUGAUUCCCGAAUCCGUGUCCAAGAAGAGGCAGCUCGCGGCGCGAGAAGCCCAUCGCAAGGAAAAGGAGGCUCGCGCCGAGCAGGUGGGAUCAUGGCUAUCGGCGGUCCAGUCGUCGAACCCCUUUGAGCCGCUCCGCAUUCUUUGGCCCACGGGACCCGGCACUUCGACCAAGCUUCGGCUGAACCUGGUCGCCCUCGCCAUCUGCGACGCCUGCAUCCUCGGCGGCACGUUCGCCGCUGGAGCCUGCAUCGUGCUGUACAGUGAGUACAUGUUUGACUGGGGGACCUUUGAGACCUCUCGGUUUGUUUCGGCCCUGUCCAUGGUGCGCGUCGUCGUUCUCAUGGGAAUCUUCCCCGUCCUCAACUACUUUGGGCGCGUGCGUCCCGCGGCGCCGCGGCGCAGGCUGUCCGGGGUGACGCCCGAGGACAAGAACAGCGGCGCGGACCACUUGGACACCUGGAUCCUCCGCAUCGCGCUGUUCUCGGAGAUCUUGGGCUGCACUGGCUAUGUGUUUGCGCGGUCCGAGGCCCUCUUCUUCGGCAGCGGCAUGAUGACGGCCUUGGGCGGUCUGGGCAGCGCGACCACGCAGGCGGUCAUCACCAAGCAUGUGCCGCAAGACCGCGUCGGAAAGAUUCUUGGGGCCAUUGGGAUGCUGCAUGCUCUCGCGAGAGUUGUUGGGCCCGUCCUAUUCAACGGCAUCUACGCGGCCACCGUGGAGACGUUUCCGCAGGCCAUUUUCGUUGCGCUCGGCAGCUUGUAUGUCGUUGCCUUUGUAUCGAGCUUCCUGAUUAAGACGCAUAUUCACUGGGAAGACGAGCCUGCUGCGGGAGAGAGGGAGCCUCUGCUAGAUGCACAGCGGGCGUCCAACGGCGACGCAAACAUUGGCGCCAUAGACGAAGAAGACCAGCUUCGCGUCCAGUGAGGCGCGGCGCACUCUGGACCACUUGUCGACAGGGCACGGGGCUCUCCUCCUCUUCUUUUCCUUGGUUUUAUUUGGCGGGAUCACAUUUUCUGGCAUUCGAGGAGUUUGGGAGUUGGCAGCGACAUUGCAGUUGGAUACCUACUAUGAGGGCCAUGUAAGGGCGGGCAAGACGCGCAGACGCAAGCAGACAGCGGCUGUCGGUUCGGACACGGAGUCAUAUAGAACUCAUGCGACAUCCGUCUCAUGUAAAAGUAGGGACACGUAUGUGAAGCAUUCAUGUGAGAGAACUUGGAUGUGGCGUCCCCAAUGGGG
Purpureocillium takamizusanense is the source of this 2516-nucleotide messenger RNA. RefSeq lists its product as uncharacterized. NCBI's taxonomy places the organism in Eukaryota, Fungi, Ascomycota, Sordariomycetes, Hypocreales, Ophiocordycipitaceae. Gene Ontology annotation, molecular function: transmembrane transporter activity. The record is from RefSeq and is a predicted model, not a curated record. Gene Ontology annotation, biological process: transmembrane transport. The transcript has 4 exons. The coding region runs from base 429 to 2204 and encodes 591 amino acids. Gene Ontology annotation, cellular component: membrane.